This is a messenger RNA of Trachymyrmex cornetzi, 761 nucleotides long. It is a transcript of the gene RpI12, whose product is annotated as RNA polymerase I subunit RpI12. Gene Ontology annotation, biological process: DNA-templated transcription; termination of RNA polymerase I transcription. The coding region runs from base 331 to 708 and encodes 125 amino acids. Gene Ontology annotation, molecular function: zinc ion binding; nucleic acid binding. Gene Ontology annotation, cellular component: RNA polymerase I complex. The record is from RefSeq and is a predicted model, not a curated record. The transcript has 3 exons. NCBI's taxonomy places the organism in Eukaryota, Metazoa, Arthropoda, Insecta, Hymenoptera, Formicidae.
CCGUAACACAUUAUCUGUCGGAAGAUGACUACGAAGUAAUGCGCAUGUUUUGUGCACAUGGAGGCGCUGGUGGAUGGAAGCAGACGGAAAUCAGGAAUCAUCAGUGGAUUAGUGGAUGUUUCUUUCAAAACUUCUCUGUAACAAGUAACAGCUAAACAGCAUGCAGCUACAGUAUAUGUAACCUGUAGCAGCCAGUUAACAGCGUUAUUCGAGACUGUUCGAGACUAUUGCAGACUAUUCGAAUGUACAUUAUAUACAGGUUACAUUUUCAAGAAGAAAGAUACAACUUGUAUUCGUAUCAAUCACGUGUCUUGAUUAAAUACAAGUUAAAUGAUGGCAAAUAACAACAAGAGUACCUUUAUUACCGUACCUGGCUUCUGUCCGGAUUGUGGUUCAAUUUUACCUUUGCUUGGGGAGAAAGGAGGAGUUACAUGUUACACAUGCAAAAGAGAAUGGGGUGCUGAAGUUUUUGGCAAUAUGGAAAUGAUACAUACGAUCCAUUUUAAUACUAAGGAUAGUUAUGUGUCUGUCAAAGAAGAAGUUGAUAGUGAAGAUGACGCAGAUGGACCAACAGUGGAGCGAGAAUGUCCUCAGUGUCAUAAUGAUAAAAUGUCCUAUGCAACAUUACAAUUGAGGUCUGCUGAUGAAGGACAAACUGUAUUUUUCACAUGUACCAAGUGCAAAUUCAAGGUAACAGAGAAUUCUUAAUAUGGAUUUAGUAUAAAACUAUAUUUUAUUUUAUAAGAAAUACUGUAUAGAAC